AUGGAGCAAGCCAAGCAGCCUCUGGGGCUGGGUGUACCCUGGAGUGGAGUGCUGGCAGCUGUGGUUGUGGGCAGUUUGACAGAGGUACUGUUGGGGUCCCCAGUGGCAAAGGCUGCCCGGGCCCCAUCAACCAGGCCACAUGCCCACAGUGGUGCCUGCCGCAUGGCUGGUGUUGCUGGACCGCCUUCUUUGAUCCUCGCUGCCUCCAGUGUAUUUGCUGAGCUGGUCUCCCCAUCGGUCCUUUCUGCGCAGUUUUUCUCCUUCGUUGUUCCACCGUGUUACUGUAGGUUCUUAAUUGGACUCUUCAGCCCUCCUAAAGCUAUUUUCAUUUGUGAAUAG
Molecule: messenger RNA, 339 nt
Organism: Rangifer tarandus platyrhynchus (Svalbard reindeer)
Lineage: Eukaryota; Metazoa; Chordata; Mammalia; Artiodactyla; Cervidae
Source: the annotation of a GenBank genome assembly